AGCGGUUUUUCAAGUUUCAAGUCUUUUAAUGCGCGUAUUGGUACGAAGUUUGCAGGAAUCGAAGGCAAAGAUUAACAGUAGUAAUUAGCAAUCAGUGUGUUGCAGGUUUUCGAUGUUUCCGAAGUUUCACCGUGUUUCCAUAAAUCAAUGCUAAUCCUUGAUGGGAUUUGUUUGUGUAACAAUGAGUGUACAAUGCCAUGUUUGGCUUCUGAUGACUUCACAUCUCGCCAAUAAACCUGAGCGAACUCAUUAUUCGGUUCGCCAGUAGUGGUGCCUCACAUGCAUUAGUUAAAUGGUUUGUUGGCUUUGCUCGAGAACUCGCCAAGAAAUUGUGAGCAACCGACCGCGUCUGUGGUCGUCACAAACCAACAUCCGCAUCAAGGCGCCCCAACAUGUGCCGCCCCUCUACACGAUGAACAGCGCCGAAGAGAUCGCCACCUACCAGUCGCCCCAGGAGUUCUACGGGUCGCCCACCUUCCUCAAAAGGGCGACACUGGGGCACAGCGUGCCGGAGAAGGCGAAGAAAGAGAAGAAGUGGUCAAUCGGCAGCCUGUUCCGCCGCAAGAAAAAAGAGGAGACUGAGAGCAGCAGUGAGGAGGAGCAGCGCCGCGGGUUUUUGGGCCGCAGGCGGCGCAAGAGCGACGGCAAGCGGCGGAAAGCCAAAACUACCGGUUUCGAUCACAUCGUGCUGCCCAAGACGCAGUACAAUGGAUACAACCAUCGUGAGGACACGGGUAUUCUGUCGGAUCCGUCCGGGGGGUUUUCCAACUACACAGGGCGGGUGAGCGGCCCUGCAAAGCCCGAGACUCUGUAUGUGAACCUAAGCCAGGUGCACGCGAGCUCCUUGGGGUCAGGCGACAGUAUCUUCCAAAAGAAACGGGGGAAGGAGCUGGUGAAGGCGCGAGCAGCUGCGCGCCGCACCACCCUGGGCAAUGAAAGUUCUUCGGAGGAAGACUCCUCGCUCAGAUCCAGCUCGUCCCUGCGAAUGCGCAGCGACGAGAGUCUAGCCAGAGAAGGCGGGUUGAGCAAGAGAUCGAGGGCGGCACGAACCGAGCGAUACCUCAAAAGACACUCGCGGGAUGGCGAAAAUCCACACAACUACCUGCGACUGUCCAAGUCGGAUGACCAGCGGUCCCCCAGCCGCAGCCCGAAAAUAGGCCUCAGCACUGUGCCGCCCAGUCACGGUCUGCAUGGCAGGUACAAGGUGAGCAACUCCACCAGCAACCCCUCCUACAAGCCGCCCUUGUCCAUGAACGAGUACAACAAGGGGCUGGAGGCCAGGUCCGAAGAGCAGGUUCUCCAUGUGAAUUUCCCGAUAUUGCGGCCCAGCCCGCAAGGGCGGCAGCCGCCCCAGCCGCCUCCUAGGGAUCCCAGCCGGAUCACCAGAAGCCACUUGGAAGGCGGGCGGCCGACAACCGUGAACUUCGACUCCCAGUGCAGGGCGGGGCUUUUGGCCCCGCCCCGAUCCAGUUUGAAUGCUGAUUGUCGGUCCGCCUCGGAGCUGCACAUUCCGAGCGAUCGGUUCCAGAUCGGGCAAGUGGUCAGGCCGGCUUCGACCACGCCCGAGCCGCGUCGAGUGGAGGGGUUCAACUACCUGACCGACAAGCACCCGCGCAGCCGCAGGCCGAUUGUGAUCCAAACGGGAACAGUCGAGCGCAAGGACUCGCCCACUCAGAAGGCGCUGGACUUCUGGAAGCAGAUCGAGGAGAGCGUGAACAAGGCCUGCCCCAGCCCGCACGCGCAGAUCUUCACCAGUCAGACGCACGUGCAGUCGCAGGUGUUCCUCCCGAGGGCGACCAGCCCCUUCCAGCCGAUCGAGGCGUCGCCCAAGCGGAAAUCGGCCAAUCUGGAGGAGGCCUUGGACGAGCUGGAGGCCAUCUACAACAGCCUGCGGCUGGGCGACGAGAACCUGCUGGAGCGGGCGGAGCAGCGUGAGAACGAGACGCUGGCCGAGGCGCGCAAGAGCAAGACGGUCCACGCGUUGAGCGACUCGAGCUUCAGCUACGAGCCGUUCGACCAGGCGGGCGGCCCCAAGCGCAAGAAGGUGGCCAGACGAUCCAACUUGCCGGACACCAAAGGCGAUGACAUGUACCAUCGCAAGCUGGUCAAGGAGAAGGCGGCCACCAUCAGCGACCCGCAGUCGGCGCUGCUCAGCUACCUGCUCAACUCGCCCCUCAACCAGCAGAGCGACGCAAAGCGGCCGCCGGUCAACCGGGAUCAACCGGACGUGACCUACGACGACUUGCUCUACCGGAACGUGCAGCGCGCCAACGCCAGUCCUCGCACUGUCGACCCCCAGCCGCCCUUCGGCAUCCCCCUGGGGCCGGUAGCGGCCGCUCCUCUCAGCGACUACCUCCACGCCACGCCUGCGGAAGUGCUCCAGACCCCGAAGAAAAUCCCGGACAUCGUCAAGGACGACCUGGCGUUUAGGAACUUGCGCAAGGAGCAAAAGCUCGACCUCAACUACCUGAAGAAGCGCCGCGCCGUUCGAUCGCUCUCGGCCAACAUCGGCAGCAUCCUCGCCGAGGACGUGGAGAGCCGCCUCAAGAGCAAAACGCUCACGGACAUAGCGGAUGCCAUGGAGAUCGCCAGGCGCGUGCUGCAGGAGAAGGGCAAGAACAUCCACAACACGCGCAAGGCCUUUAUGAGCGACACUGAGCUGAAGCCGGCUCCUAGCGCCGACUCGCUGCAGGAGAGUCGCAUGCGGUUCCUCAGCGAGCUGCGGAACCCGCCAAGUCCCACUGUGCUCUGCCGGCCGCCUAAAGGCCCCACUCCCGAGCGCAAGCCGACGGAGGAGCCGCACUCGACCAACUCCUCGCUGGACGACCUGCUGAACGCCUUGGCCGAGGAGGCCAAAGUCACCACGGAGCGCAUCACCAAAGAGCUGCAGGAGUUGGAGGCGCGGCGCAACAAUAAGCUAGUGAACAGCAGCGAGCUGAUCGAGUACAGCAAAGCUCCUAGCGAGGAGGCGCUGGAGUUGCAGCUGCAGCCGCUUGCGGCCGAGUCGGCCAACAUCGUGCAGUCCUGCUUCAAGGACAGCUCGGAGGAGCGCAAGUCGCACGACUACGAGCCGAUCGACUCCGAGCAGGAGGAGGUGGGGCCGAAAAAGUGCCAGUCGCCGUUCCAAGAGCGCAAAGCGGAGCUGGUCGCCACCUUCCAAGAGCUGAAAGAUGACAUUGACGGCCUGAAGAUCCCCUCUUUUGACCCGAACCGAACCGACUCGAUCUACGACAACGUGGCCGAAGGUAGGUCCCAGCGACGUUCACGCUUCAAUAGUAAAUUGCCCAGAUGGUUGCGCCCUUUCUCCUGCCCUGAUGCAACGACCAUGGCAGACAAUUUCAAGGAAAAUCGCAAUAGUCGAAUCGCCCGGUACAAAGAGGAGCGCCGCAAGCAGCUAGCGGCCGAUUUCGGCAACUUGGAGUCGCCACGCAUUCAUGGCGCAGGCUCCUCGAGUAGCUCGGAGGGGCCGCGCCCCACCCGCGCCUCACGAUUGAGGGCUCAAGCCUCUCAAUCGUCCAUUACUCCUCUUGGCGGCUUCUCCCCUUCCCCAAAUCUGGAGCCUGGAGUGGGGCGUUUGAAUUCGACCAUGUUGUCGCACCACGAAGAGUCGCCCAAAAGGGGAGGGGAACGCGACAAGAGCAGCAAGCGCAAGUCGAACCUCAAUCGGUCCCUUACCUCUGAAGUGGUGCCGCCCCCAACUUGUUCCUAUGAUGACGCCAAAACUGCCAGAAGGCGCCGCCGGUUCUUCCCGCAAGAGGUGCUCAGUCAGGCGCCCAAAUCUUCGACCAAUCACCAAUCUGCCUCAUCAGCCAUGCCUUCGCCUGUACUCUCCACUGCCUCAAUUUCGCCCUCCAGCCCUCUCUAUACGUCGAACAGCGCCCCCUUAACUCUGGUCCCACGGCGCUCCGAGCUGUCUGUUCACAUGGCAAACGCCAGGAAAAGCGUCACCGCCUCGGACCCUCACAAAUACAAGCCAUUUGCGGCCCGCAGGGCCCAAACAUCCAGUCCUAAGGACCGGAACAGUUCAAAUGCCGCCAAGGGCCGCAUCGCAACCUCCACGGAGGCCAAAUCGUCGGACAAGGAGAAGAGUGUCGGUGCGUCGAUGAGCGGAGCGCGGACGUCGAUGUCCGACAAUGAAACCAGCAGAAAUAUUGCCAAAAGAAUGGAAGAACUCACGGCCUUUACCAGGGAAACGUUGGCCCGCGUAGAGCGCCUGGCCAAUCGGACGCAAGAGCUUCCAAAGAGUCUUGCCAAACUGGAAGCGAGACCCUCGAACGUUCAUAGAACUUCAGCAGGACCAUCAUCGAUCUUGAAACGAAACCGGAGAGAAGAGAAAGAGACUGCAGUGGUUGUUAAGAAUGAGCCUCCUGCUGCCAGUCAUGCAGCGCCCGUUUCCAUCCUGAAGCGAACAGUGGCUCGCGAUGAAAAGACUGACCCUCACUCCACACAUACGCCGCCAGUCACAUUUUCGCCCAGCGUCGUUGAUCCGGCCACCUCCAAACGCAAGCAGGGCAUCUUGAAGAAGCGACGCAGUCUGGACGAGUCCACAGUGAUGCGGCAUCGGAGCUGCAGUCCGGAUGUUGCCAACAAAGCUUCAGACUUCAGAUCGAUCCUCAAGAGUCAAAGAAGGUCCUCGUUGGAAGAGCUGCGCUGCCUCCAGUCGCCCGAGCCGCACAUUCAGGGCAUCCUCAAGCGCAAGCCCUCCCGCAAUGAGGAGGACGAUGUCUCACUGAGCUCUCCGCACAGCAUCCUGAAGCGCCGCUCCGGAGCCAGCAGUGCAGGCAGCACUGGCAGCACUCCACAUGUCUCCAUCACAACUGCAGUGAUCCUGGCGGCUGCAGGCGGGGCCGAAAUGAUUCUGGAACCCGACGUUCAAGACCCAGUGAGGCCCAUUUUGAAGAAGAAAAGCUCCGAAGAGUGUUCGUUUAGUGAGAGCACGUGGUCAGACACGCCAAAGCCCAUUUUGAAGAAAAAGUCCAGCACGGACACCGACGAUGGCGACGACAGCAAACCGAUCAGGCCCAUCCUGAAACUCCCCAGAGGAAGCAGAGAGGCGCUGGACACUGGUCAAGAGGGCUGGCACUCGAGGUUCUCAUCCGGAGAAGCUGCGGAAGAUUGUCCAAGGCCACGGCUGUCUUUCUGCGGCGACAGAUCAGAAGAACCAGACAGUCGCAGGCGCAGCUCCAGACGCCCCAACACGAUCUGCUCGGAUUUUAAUGUGCAAUCGAACGCAAUCACUCGCGAUAAGGAGGACGAUCGGGACUUGAGGAAGGCGCGAACCUUGUCCGUGCUGGAACUGGUCAAGACGUUUGAGAAGCAAGUGGGUGGGGCGGUAAGCACGGGCGCCGUGCCGAAACGGCCGUGCCCGAAGAGAAGCAGCGACCGCUACCGAACGCAGCCUGUCACCUCCAACGAGUUGGAGGAAAGCCGCAACUUGCUGCGCCAAGAGGAAGACUCAUCCAGCAGACCCUCGCAACUCGUCGCCUACCAGUUGUCCAGUUCGUCCCGCUCCCUGGACACUGGAACGCAAAGUUUCGCCUCACUGCAAGAUGAGAGUCGCCUGAGUUGCUUCCUAACUUCGCCGUUCCACUCCACAUCCCUAAAGCCGGCUUCCCCCGAAAGCCCCACGUGCCAUAAAACCUCCUCGGACUCAGCGUUUCAGUCGCUGGGCGACGGAUUGGAGCUUGAAGAGCCCAACGAAGAAGCCGAAGAGUUGACGCUUCGCAGCGAAAUGGCCAAUCACAUGAAGAGUCUGGCUGAUGAGGUCCUGAAGAAACGUCUGGAGAGAGAUUUAGCAGCCGGUGAACGUCGCGGCAUUCUAAAGCCUCUGAGCCCAGAAGGGGCGGCAGCGCCCAGGCGCAGUCAGUCGUUUGCCCUUAAAGGCGCCAAGUCGCCCCAGCCCCUGCGCCACGAGUCCGCCUUCCACCAGGUGAAGCCGUCAAGGGCUGAUGUGGCCACCGAUAAGGACGACGAGGGAAUUUCCUGCAACGGCUCCGGAUCGGACUCAGAAGGCUCUGAGGCAAAGCCAAAGCCUGCCAAGAUUAGCGUCAACGUGAGCACGGCAGGAGACGACACGACAUCGGAGGGCGAGAGCUCGGGGGGGCGCGAAGUGAAGCGCAUCUUCCGCAACGAAAACAAACUCAAUCUGAACUUCAAACAACAACUAGAAGGCUGCCUGGCGAAGAGCAAAAGUUCCUCAAUUUUGCGGCCCAAAGCAUGUGACUAUUCAGGCAACUCCAACAGCUUGGAGCAGUCGGCCGGCUUGGAGGAUCCCGAUACCACGCCCCGCAAGGCCUCGUCCACUCUUCGCAGGUCGCACACUCACACUGCUGGGGCCAUGCCCCGCUCCAUUGCCGCCUUGCGGGCGGAACUGCAGGAGAAUGGAGAGAAAGGGUGGAUGAAGCGGGUGCCGGUCAACAAUAACAGCGGCGACGAGCUCAAGUCGCUCAAGGAACGCAACCGGUACAAUGAUGAAUUGUCCGAAAAGUCGCUGUUGGCCGCUAAGAAAGACGAACUGGAUGCGGCGGCCAAGCAAUGGAAAAACCGUGUGGAGAAAACCGAUGCGGAAAAGUUUUCGGUUGCGGGAAAGAUGAGCGAAAAGAUCAAGGAUGCGGUGCCCUCCAUCAACAUCCCAGCCGCCGACAAGGCAAAGCGAACGCCACAUGCGAAGCGAUACAAGGGUAGAGAAGACUCAUCGUCAACGCCCGCUUCGCCAGAGAAAAACACCCACUUCGACUUGACCAGAAGCCAAUCGGCCCUUGCGCCGAUCGCGCUCUACAAAACACCCGAAAAAUCGACACCAAUCAAAAGUCGCGUGGUUCCCAUUUUGAGGCCGGACGACAACACUUUUACAGCGUUCUUCGAGAGUGUGGAAAAGUCGACAACCACAACGGAACGUUUGGAUAUCAAUGCGGAAGAUUUGGAUGCGGUCGAACGCGAGUCGCUGUUGAGCUUCAAGAAAAAUGUCCAGGUGCGAAGGCGGCGCGGCCAGUCCCGCAACCCGAUUAAGGCUUUGGCAGUGCGAACCGACAUUGCGAGCGAAUACACUGAGACCAUCACCGGAGUGGCGGAGAGAGAAAAGAAAAGACUGAACAUUGAGAAGCUGGCCGAGAAUUCGAACAAAGCGGUCGAAGCGCUAGCGGGCCUGGCCAGCAACGAGGACUUCAAGGCUGUAGCCUUGAAAAAGGGCGCAGCCACCACCCUACUGCAACCUUGGAAGCAAAUCAUGCUGUUGCAGAUCAAGGGCAGGCGCCAGGUUCAAACGCGCCUGGUCGAGCCGGUCGUUUCCAGCAUCAAUGAGGGCGACUGCUAUCUGCUGAUCACGCCGACCGCCCUUUACAACUACGCGGGCAUCUUCUCGAAUGUGAUCGAGCAGAGUAGGGCGGCGGACGUGGCCAAUCACAUCCAAAAGACCGGCGAUAUGGGCUGCAGAGUCAGCAAAGUGAUCGCUGUGGGCAGCAAAGACGUGGCCAGGCGGCAGCUAAAAGAGUUCUGGAAGCUGCUGGGGGCGGCGGAUGUGCCGGAAACUGUAAACGCCGGGCACCCGAAUGAGGAUGAAUCCUUCGAAUCCAACAUCCUGCAAACCAACAUGGUCUAUGUGGUCGAAGACAAUGAGCUGGCGCCUUUCAGCCCCUAUUGGGGCUCGAUUCCCAAAAUAGAAAUGCUCAGCGAAACCAACGUGAUUGUCUUCGACUUCGGGUCGGAAAUGUACGUGUGGAGCGGCAAAAAUGCGCCUCUGGACCGCAAGCAAAUCGCCCUUAAACUGGCAAAGGAAAUGUGGGCCGAAGGCUACAACUACAGUGACUGCACUGUCAAUCCCCUGAACGUGGUGGAAGCGCUGGGAGAACGCCAAGCCAAAGAACUGCCACUCAAGGCGGAAAGCCGCCCUUCUUGGGCCUUGUUUGCCAAAAUCACCCAGCACCGGGAAACUGUGCUGUUUCGGGAGAAAUUCCUGGAUUGGCCCGACUAUUCCCGAGUUAUUCGGAUGAGGAAUAGCGAUCCAGGGCUGAAGCGCGGGAACGGGUCCAUCGUCAUCAAGCCCUGUAACGUGGACGAAAUGGUGAAGGCCAAGGGCGACGAUCCAGAUUUAGUGAUCCAGAAUACCCAUCUGGGUCGGGGCGAGCGGCACUUUGACGAGGAAACGCGCCGCCUCUUCGAGUACGACACGCAAGAGAUCAAGGCCUGGCGGAUCAUGGAGAACACUCAUGAGGAACUGGGAGAAACGUCCAUCGGUCAACUCUACGACGGCGACUGUUACAUCUACUCAUGGCGCUUCCGACAAACCGUCAAGGGCCGGGAACUGAACGGUAACCCGUCCAAACACGCCCUAGUUGGUCGCGACAUGUGCGUCUUCUUCUGCUGGCACGGCAGCAAAUCGUCCAUCAAUGAAAAGUGCACGGCCGCCUUUCUCACCGUCGAGCUGGACAAGCAAAACGCGCCGCAAGUGCGCGUUGUUCAGGGUUCCGAGCCGGCCGCCUUUCUGCGGCUGUUCGGGGGCGGCAUGGUGAUCCACCACGGCAAAAGGGGCGGCGAACCCGUAAGAGAGCGGCCCCGACUGUUCAUAGCUAGAGGCGAGCUGGAAGGCGAGGCCUACCUGAUGGAGGUGCCGCUCGAAAUGGCCAGUUUGCGCAGCCGAUCUAGCUUCGUGCUGGUCCAGGCUGGCGCCAAGCACGGCCUGAUGGUGUGGCACGGAUGCAAAGCGAGCGAGCAAAAGAGAAGGGUGACUGUGAAGAUCGCUGAAGGAUUGCUGAAGGCGAUACCUCUGGAGAUCUUUGCUGAAGAUCUGGCGCUUGAUGCGUGCCUGACCGAGAUGGUGGAGGGUGAAGAAAGCGCCGAGUUUGCUGGGUUUUUGGGCGCCGAUCGCACGGCCUACCACUCUCUCCUGCAGCGGGAGGAGGAGUUCGACUUCACUCCGAGGCUGUUCAAGAUGUCGAGCAUCACGGGCGACUUCACAGCCAGCGAGAUUUUGUGCCCGCAUCGCAGCCAGCAUUCCAGCCCGUAUCCUUUCGUCCAGUACGAGCUGUACAGUGCCAGCCAACCAGGGUUGUUGCUGUUCGACAACCAUCACGAGCUGUGGCUGUGGCAGGGCUGGUGGCCCGAGAACGACGAAGACAGCGAACUUAACACUGAUCAAACUGGAUCAGGCGCCAUCAGAUGGCAGGCUGAGCGAAGAGCGGCAAUGCAAACCGCAAUUAAUUACUGGCGAAAAAUCCACGGCGACGACAGCGAAGUGGUCGCGCACGCGGUGUGGGCGGGCUUGGAACCAUUGGAGUUCACCCAACUGUUUCCCACGUGGAAAGUGCGGCCCGAUGUCAAAGAGCUGAGCUUACAGGAUGGAAAGAAGGAGAACGACAAACUGUCAAUCCAGCGGGAAUUGGCUCUUUUGUCGCGCACCACUUAUCCGCUGGCCGAAAUCCUCCAGAGACCGCUACCGAAAGGCGUGGAUCCCACUCAACUGGAAGUCUAUUUGUGCGAUUCGGAUUUCCAAGAGCUGUUGGAAAUGUCCAAGGAGGAGUUCGAAAAGUUGCCCUCAUGGAAGAAAACGUCCCUCAAAAAGGAGAAGGGUCUGUUUUGACCGCUGAGCACUUUGUUCCAUAUUCUUGGCCAAUGUUUCGGACUCCCUUCCUAUUGAUUUGUUCGUUUGUUUUUUGAUUAAAACGAAAAUUACUCAUUGUUAUUGAGUGGGCGCUGAGCUCAUCACAUUAAUUAAUCGAAACUGCCAUUUUUUGAAGCUGUUCAUCCACGCCCUCGGAGAGGGCGUGGUUUUUUAAAACCUGUACUUACAUUUUAUACAAUGACGACGCUUGUAGUGUCAUUGCUAAGUAAUCUGUUUAGGUUAAUGUCUGUCUCCUUCUUCUUGCCCUCUCCCACCCUCUGUUAGCCGGCUUCGGUGUGUGAAGCCCCAAUUCGAAAGUGUUGUGAUAAUUUAGUUCUAUUUUUGUUGUAUAAAUAGUUUAAACUGUGAUUGCCUACAAUCGAUUUGCGUUGGCGGGAACAAGUCAAACAACUGUACAUACAGCAACCAGGUGCCUUGAUUUAUAUAUUUGCUGUUUCUAGUCCCAUGUUAUGGCAAGGCACUCUCCCCUCCCAUACAGAGCCCUUCACGCAUAUGGCCUUAACUACUCAAGUCCCCGUAGCCUAUUUGUGUCUUUGUAACGUUGUAACAUAGUCUCUUGUAUAUCGCUUUUCUACUACUAAACCCCCGUUUAAAAUCUUACAAAAAUGCACCGAUUUUUUGUAAUAUUUUUACGCCACUUUUGUUGUCGUGUACUCAGUUUUUUCUACGUUAUCAAUUUACAUUAAUAAAUAUUUUCAAUAAA
Molecule: messenger RNA, 10319 nt
Organism: Dendroctonus ponderosae (mountain pine beetle)
Lineage: Eukaryota; Metazoa; Arthropoda; Insecta; Coleoptera; Curculionidae
Exons: 28
Coding region: 293-9574 (3093 amino acids)
Biological process (GO): actin filament severing; actin polymerization or depolymerization; barbed-end actin filament capping
Cellular component (GO): actin cytoskeleton; cytoplasm
Molecular function (GO): phosphatidylinositol-4,5-bisphosphate binding; actin filament binding
Source: RefSeq, a predicted model, not a curated record